AUGCGGUUCAAGGGCGGCUCGACGGCCUCGGUAGCCCUCCUCUCCACGCCCACGCCCACGCCCUUUUGGCACCCGAGCGCGCACGCCACGCUCAUGGUCGCGCACGUGGGCGACACCCGCGCCAUCCUCUGCGACACGAGCACGGGCCUAGCCACGCCCGGCCUCGCCAACAGCCGCGCCUUUGGCGACAUCGAGAGCAAGCGCAUCGGCGUCUCCGCCGAGCCCGAGAUGACGCGCCUCGACAUGACGCCCGCCCAGUUCUCCUUCCUCGUCCUCUGCUCGGACGGCGUCUCAGGCACCCUCAGCGACCAGGAGAUUGUCGACAUCGUCAAGGAGGCCAAGACCCCCGACCAGGGCGCCAGGGACGUCGUCAACCUCGCGACUGAGAUCUCGACAAACGGCGACAACGCCACCUGCCUCGUCGUCCGCCUCGGUGGUUGGGAGCGCAGGUCCGAGGGCGGGCUGGGUAGCUUGGGAACCAAGGAGGUGAGGGAUAUGAGGAGGGCUGAGGCCCUUGACCCGAGGCGCGGAAAGAGAUGA
Messenger RNA from Parascedosporium putredinis, 540 nucleotides. The record is from the annotation of a GenBank genome assembly. NCBI's taxonomy places the organism in Eukaryota, Fungi, Ascomycota, Sordariomycetes, Microascales, Microascaceae.